Diorhabda sublineata is the source of this 816-nucleotide messenger RNA. RefSeq lists its product as uncharacterized. The record is from RefSeq and is a predicted model, not a curated record. The transcript has a single exon. Lineage: Eukaryota; Metazoa; Arthropoda; Insecta; Coleoptera; Chrysomelidae. Bases 1 to 816 code for a protein of 271 amino acids.
AUGAAGCCUUUAUCGGACACAAGGUGGGAAAGCAGAAUCCAGGCGGUGAAGGAAGUAUUAUUGCAAUUUGAUGAUGUUUUUGAAUGCAUAGAAAACUUAAAAUGCCAAACGGAACAAUCGGACACUCUCAGUGAUUGCGAUUACGUUUUAAACGAAAUGUUUAGAUUGGAAUUUAUCAUAUUACAUAUAUGGUAUGAGUUAUUAACGCGUGUCAAUACCAUAAACAAAUUAUGGCAAUCUGUACAAGUCCAUUUAAGAUUUGAUUUUGAAGAUUUGCGUACAUUUUGUAACUGGAUCAAAGCAUACCGACAAACUGGAGUAAAAAAAUUCAUGUCUGACGCUCGUCAGUUUGUUGAGAGAAGCAGUAGAGUAGCUAAAAAGAAAAGGAUGUUUGAUAAUGAAGGCAGCGAUCAAUAUAAAGAGACUGUUAAAAGCCGGUAUGAAACAGAGUUUUUUAGCACCAUGAUUGAUUAUGUGAUAAGUAACAUGAUAUUAAGAUUUAUGUCUUUAAAUCAACAUUUUGAAAAUUCCAAAAGAGGAGAUACAGCAAACCUGUCAGGAACAAUCCUGCAAGUACGUGAGAGCAGUGACUUCCAACCUUAUGAGUUGUAUGAAGAGUUACAAAAUAUGAUCCCAAAUUUACCCAACACCAUUAAAGACGUGAAACAUCUGCUCCAAUACAUCAUAGAGAACUAUUUGAAAGAAAUUUACCCAAAUAUUAACAUUGUCAUUAGACUUUUGUUAACAAUACCUUUAAGUACUGCUUCCGCUGGAAGGAGUUAUUCAAAAUUAAUACUAGUUAAAAAUCAUUUAUGA